UUAGUGCCCCGUCGUCUGCUUGUGUGUCUCUAUGUGUUUAUUAUUUCCACGUUUUCUGCAAAUAUAAUCUUUUUUAAUAUUUAAUUGUAUAAAUUAUUGUUGCUUCCUCCGUCCGGACUUCGAACUAAUUUUUACUUGCCGGUUGGUGUAAAAUCAUUAAUUUCAGCCUAUAGUUUAUCAGCGUUUCAAUUUAUUUCUUUACUAAAUUCGGAAAUAAGUGAGUUAUAUCGAUAACAGAAAUUUUGUAUACCAAUAUUUAGUUGGGUCCAACUCUAUAAAAAUUAUAGGCCUAGUUACUUUUUUAAUCAUAGAAUUGGCCAUCAACUUCAACCCCUGGAAUUCCAACAGAUAUGGUGCCCUUUGUGGUUUUUUAGCACUUAGGAAUUGUAAUUGCAGUGGGGCAUGGCCGGCUCUGGUACUAAACUGAUGACAUUGACAACAACCGUGACCUUGAGUGACCUUCAGACACGCUUCAGCCGAGACCUGGCAGAAUGGAGGACGACGACGCAGCAGCAACAACAACCCCUAGUGAAAAAACUCCCGAGCACAACAAAACGGACGAAUCGCCCCGCAUUGGUGUAAAUGUAAAUGGUGUGGUGAAACAAGAUGGCUGUGAUAAGUUUAACCGGAGUGUGGCGUCGAGAAGCAGUUCGUCUUCGCUGUUGUCGAUGCGGCGCCGAUCCAUAGUAAUGAGUCCGACGAGCGAUGCGGCCAAAGCGAGCUUCAACAGUAAAACUGGACUUCACGUGCAGUUCCACUCGAGUACGAAUACAAACGGUUCCGGUCAGGGAGAAAAGAAAGGGAGAGCGCCCUCGUACACCUCGACGAGUUCAGGGAGCUCGAGUUCAAGUUACGAGGACGACUCGAGCUCUGGCUUGUCCGAGGUAAAGGCACCUGAUGGCGGAUGGGGAUGGGUCGUCGUCUUUGCGGCAUUCAUGGUCAACCUGAUCGCAGACGGGAUUACGUUUUCCUUUGGUGUGAUUUUUGUAGAGUUUCUUCAUUACUUCGGCGAGGGUAAAAGCAAAACAGCAUGGAUCGGCAGUUUAUUCAUGGCAAUGCCUUUGUUGUCCGGUCCAGUGGCAAGUUUCCUAACGGACAGGUACGGGUGCAGAAGAGUGACUAUAAUCGGUGCAAUAUUGGCUGCUGCGGGAUUCAUAAUCUCCUCGUUCACCAACAGUGUGGAGUUGUUGUUCCUCACAUUUGGUAUCAUCGCCGGGUUUGGACUGUCGUUGUGCUACGUGGCGGCAGUCGUGAUUGUUGCAUAUUACUUUGACAAGAGGAGAUCGUUUGCGACCGGUCUAUCCGUGUGUGGUAGCGGGAUCGGCACGUUUGUGUUUGCACCUGUCACACAGUUUCUGCUUGUGGAGUAUGGUUGGCGAGGGACCACUCUGGUACUCGCCGGGCUCUUCUUGAAUCUUAUUGUGUGCGGAAUGCUAAUGCGAGACCUGAAGUUCACUCCAGGGAUGAGUAAAGGUAAAGACCUGAAGAAACGGAAGAAGAAAUUACGUCUCAACACAACCUGCAGUGCCGACUCCUUCUCGGCUCUCAACUCCACCCAGCAAACUCCCACAUCAUGUCCCAGCAGCGGAGAGCUACGGAAACUCCUUCAGCGACCUGAUCAUGGAACACCGAUGUUUGAUGUUGCCCCGAUGGAUCUCAAGACCAUGGCUCGAUUCCUUCUUAAACUGCCUCCGUAUGGAGAUAAACUGAUAAAAUUAGUGUCCUCCCCUAUAGAGAGUCCAGGAGGUGACUGUGACUUGGUCUCACGGCAGUUUAGCUCACUAGUCAGUCUGCCGACAUUUGUCCGCAACGAAGAGAAAGUUCCGCUAGAAGUCCUGGAGAUGUUGACCACCCACAAACAUCUGUACGCAGUCCUCCUGCAUAACUACCCCAGUCUACUGAUAUCUUCUCGUAGCUUCAGUGACAGCGGCCGCCUUCAUGAACAGCAGCAACUCAAUGGACGUCCGAGAGAUCAGUUAUCAGCGAGGUUCGUAGCUAACAACGCCCCCGUCAGUCCUCUAGCUCGCACUCCCAACACAGAGCCCCGCAGCACCGCCACCACCCCGGCAGACGACGGUAUCACUGAGGCCAGCCCACUGCGGGGCCACAAACAGACCCGCCUGCCUACUGCCAGCUAUCUCAAGGAUCUCAGGGUUCACAGGCACUCGCUCACGUAUCGUGGAGCCAUGUUGAACAUCAACAGGUAUCGUCUGAGAGCUUCUUCCUGCCCGGACAUCUACAGGAACUCCAUGACUACCAUCGCUAAAGAGGAGUCUGAUUGGUCCUCCGGACUCUCGGAGUUGUGGCUCUUGAUGGCUGACAUGUUAGACUUCUCACACUUCUCCAACCCUCGGUUCCUACUGUUUGCGGUCAGCAACUUCCUGCUGUACACAUGGUAUGAUGUCCCAUACGUCUACCUGGCGCACAACGCUAUACAGAUGGGUUUCUCAGAGACGGACGCUAGCUUCCUCAUCAGUGUGAUCGGCAUACUCAACAUGGUCGGAGAGAUAUUCCUGGGCUGGGCUGGUGACUGCGCCUGGGUCAACGCAGGUCUAGUCUACGCACUGUCCAUGGCGUUGUGUGGAGCCGUGGUGUCUCUGAUACCUCUCAUCUACUCCUACGAGCUGCUGUGCGUAGUGUCUGGGGCAUUCGGACUGUUCAUUGCUGCCAACUACUCCCUCACCUCCAUCAUCCUCGUGGAGCUCAUCACUCUCGAGAGGUUUACCAACGCCUAUGGACUGUUGUUGCUAGUGCAGGGAGUCGCCAAUUUGGUCGGACCUCCGUUGGCCGGUUGGCUGUACGACAUCACCGGCAGCUACGAUCUUCCCUUCUACCUCUCUGGAAUCUUCAUAGCCAUGUCUGGAGCACUUCUGGUGAUUCUUCCGAUCAUACACAAGGUUCAGAGCAUUCGCAAUGCCAGCAAACAAAAAAAACUGUCCUCCAAUCAUGUGUGAGUCACAGUAUUGUACCGGUGAGGUUAGGUCGCCAAACUGGGAACAAUAUCUUCGUAGAUGGGUUUUCUUUUAGUCUAUUGACGAUAAUUUUUCAUCAAGGUUGUUGAGGUUUUGUCAAUAACUGAGAAUUGUUUGAAAUACUUUUUCGGUGAUUAGAAUUUAAAAAAAUAAAAUUAAAAAUUAAAAUGUAUCAAAAAAUGUCCUUGGAACUUUACAUCCAGACUGAGUUCCAAUUUUAUGUUUCUUGUUACAAUGUUGAUUUGCUAAUUACUUUCCCAAUAUUAGUUGAUAGUCAAUUGAAAAAUUAUGAAAUUAAAUCAUAAAAGUAAAUAAUCUGAAGGAAAACUCUCUCUAAGAUAUUUAUUUGUUUCUCACAAUCUUACCCAAUUUGGUGACAAAAUGUUCACUGUAUUAGGAAACAAAUUCAACUUAGAUAUACGAGUCUAGGAACAAAUAUAGAUAGUUAGUUACAAUUAUACUGAUAACUUUUUAGAUGCGAGUAAGAUAGAACUAUCAUAGAACGAUUGUUACGUUGAUGAAUACGUCUUCCCUGAUUCCUAGUUUACACAGACUAGCUCGGUGGUUUUUAUUUUAGAUUUGGUUGUUUAUUGUUGUAGUACGUCAUAGACUAGUCGUUGUCUCUAAUCGAUGAAUGACACUUGAAUGUUAGAACUUGAAGAAUAGUAACAGCAUUUACUUUCUUCAAUGUUUACUGUGUCAGACGUAUAGAUUUUGUGUGGAUCAAUUGUUGAAAAGGUAGAUUAUAGUUUAUUUUAAAUCAAGGUAUAACUCAUGAUAAGACAUUUAAUUUUAACAUUGUAAAUGUUUUAUUUGGUUUAUUUGAUUUUGAUUCCAGAUCAACAUUUUUGUUAAGUCUAUCAACAGUUCAAAGUAUUAAUCAACUAUACAUAAUAACAUUCAUAAUAUGUAUUUUAGAUUCAUGGCUUAGCAUUGUUUAGUUAACAAUAUGAAGUCAAUCUGUUAUGCCUAAGGUGUGUUGUCAUAUAAAAAUCAUAAUAUUUUGUUGUAAGUAUGAAAAUGUAAUGUAGGCGUUAGAUCAAGAUUAGAUUGUGCGUUUACGAUUUUAUGUAAUUAUCUAGGAAAUUGAGGGGCACCUAAAAGGGUAAUUUCAAUUUGCUCCGUAUUUUAAAAAUUCAUCCAGGAUUUUUUAAUUUGAAAAUGUGUACAUAAAAAACAAAAAAAGAUUUUUAUUGACUAAAAACAUUAGUGUGUAUAUUUCUUUGUUUCCCAACAUCCCUAAUAACAAUAACUUAGACCCAUCUUUGUUAGCAAUAUAAUCCUUAAUGGACACUUAAAACUUUUUGUGCCUGAAAUUUCAUUUUUCGGGAUAAAAACUUUUAACACCACUGUUUUCUUGAUUAGUUUUGUGUUUUGGUCAAUUAAGAUGUUUGAAAAAAGCAGACAGAUAAAUAACAGGAUAAUCUUAAGUACAAUUUUACGAUAAACAUACAAUCCUGACUGAAACAUAAUGUUUACCUUUUAAAAUACCUCAUACACCAAAUAUUUAGAUGUAUCGUAGUUUGUUUUCCGUCAUUGUAAACUCGACCAAUUAUUUAUAGUUUUCUGUGUGUAGCUCUAUAUAUUUGUAUGUUGAACAAUUUAUACAUUAAGACUGAUUAAUUUGUUAUGUAGAUUAUGCUUAUUUUAUAGGAGGUAAUUUUUAUGUUUUGUUUUUAGCAAUUAGUUGAUGAUAUUUUUUAACCGUGGGAACAUUAUUAUGUUUCAGUGCUUCGUCACUUUUUGGUUAGUUUUGUUUUGAAAAUUUAGUAAUGUCUAAUGUCUGUUUGGACAAAAAUGUUAUGUAGUUGUAAUUUUGGGUGAGUUUGUUGGAAAAUCCUUCCCUCACAUGAGCAAUGGGUUUUGAUGGAAAGUAAUCUUAAAUUUUAAUUUGCCCAUUCACUUUGAAAACUGAAGUGGACAUCCCAUCUACAUAAGAAUCACAUGUUCCUUAAAAAAACUUUUUUCUUUUAAAAGAGAACUGUAAAGUAAAUAAAUCAUUUUUCAAAAGCAUACUCAGUCAAUAAACAAAUUUUUUCUUCUAAAACAAAACUAAACAUUAAAUGUGAAUAUUUGGGUGUCUACUUCAAGAUAGUACACGUGUAGUAGAAAGAUUUGCCAAAGCAAAAUUGGUAAUACAUUAUAUAAUGGUACCCUUGAUAUUUUUUUUGUGAUUUGUAUAUAAAACCAUAACCGACAGUCAUGUUUUACAAAUAAAUGAUAAUAUACACAACUUUAAAUCACAAAAAAGGACUAGACAGUUUUAACACUACAGUAAUCUGUGAAGUCCAUAUUUCUUCUAAUCAACGGAUGUUUUAUACCCUUUAUGAUGCUGUGAUAUGGGAGUGCCUGAGGUUCCAUUUAGAAUAUAAAAUGUUCAGAGGCACUCCUAUCAUGCAAAGAGUAUAUGGUAUAUUCAAGUCUGGCAUACCACACUAUGGAGGCCUACACACUUAGAAAUUAACAACAUUUUUUACCAUAUCAUGACUGUAAUUUACUAUGGAUGAAGACUAGUUCUCAAUUUCUGUGUUAUUUAAAGUACACAAUACAAAUCAAAACGGGGGAAGACUUUACUUGUUGCCAUAUUAAGCCAUUAUUACCAACUAUACCAGUUAUUUCUUAUAUUACUUUCCUUUUAAUGAUUGAGUUAAAUACAUUUGAGGAAUUCUGUUAAGUUCAUAAUAUGUCAUUGUCUAAUGUCAUCCAAGGUUUUACCAUCGUCUUAUUUAGUUAGUUAUCUCAGAAGUCUGCUGAACUGGAUGUAAAGAUUAUAAUAAUCUCCAGCUCAUAAUAAUAAAGUUUGUAAAUUCACACAUAACCUUUAUUCUCUUCCAUCAAUCAGUAAGAUGUUAGUGAUGUUUGUAUCUCGUUUGAAGAAGGUGCUCCUCCUAGUUUUUUUUUUUUUUUUUUUUUUUUACCAGUUAAGUUGUUUUUUAGUUCCUCCUUUUGUACAUAACAUACGAGCGUGUAGAUCCGAUGUAAAUAGUCGACAAAACGAUCGAGUUUUGUUCUCAGAUAUUUAGUACAAUUUUAUAAAUUGUUCAAUUAUAUACAGAUUGUAUAUGAGAGUGUUAGUAUUUUGUACUUUCUCACAGCUUCUACCCUAAAUGCUGGUAAAUCCCAGAUUUUUAGUUUAAUUUUAUGUUUGGUUGUAUAAUUUUCAAAUAAGAUAAAAAUUUCGGUUCAAAAAAUUCAUACUCUUAUGAAAAUAAUUAUUAGUCUAUUUUUGUUUGCUAGGGAAAAAAUUGUGAAAACAUGUCUUGGCUAUGUAUGGAAAGAUUUAACUGGAGUAAGAGCUUGGGUACUUCUAUUUCAGUUUACCUAAAGAAAUAUUCUUGUAAAAUAACAAAUCAAAUAAACUGUAUCAGCAAUCUGACACAUAACUUUUUCCAUUAGCUUGAUAACAACCCUUACCAAAGGGCUGAAUAAUUUUUGAACUGUAAUUUUAAUAGCAAUGGGGGUUGUACGGUUUUGUUCAGGAUGAAAAGAGUUACAAUAUACCACGUUUUUAUCAAGAUCGAUCCAGUACUUUUUUAAAUCCGGUUUACUGUUACGUUAUGGACGGAUCCCCAUUAAAAAUACAAAUUUCAAACAAAUUAAAUAACUCUGUAGACACCCAUACUUACGUACAAAAUUGCAUUAAAAUUGGACCACGGGUGUGGUCUGUAGCUCUGUACACAUCCCUUUGAAAACCACUUUUUUUGGAUUCAAGGGGACCCAAGACGGAUAUAUCCACUAAAAACUCGAAGAUUUGGACAAAUACCCCCGCCACAGCAAACCUGCAAGCUAAGCAAAUUUCCAUUUGUCUGAAUUGAUUUUAAAUUAAAUCUAUUUAAAUAAAAUUAGGUUAAACGAGUCAAGUACCUAGUUUAAAUACCUGCAUUCAGUUAUCUAAAUUGCUGCUUGUGGCAACUAUACUUUCAGUUCACAGGGAACCAUCUUCAGGCCGAACAAGGCGUCGUUAUUCAAUAACGACGCCUUGUUGGGCCUGAAGAUGGUUCCCUGUGAACUGAAACUAUAGUUGCCACAAGCAGCUAUUUGGACAACUGAAUGCAGGUAUUUAAAACAUUGUAAAUAUUCAAACGUAAUCCAGAGGCUAACAACUUUUGAAUAUGAAACAAGUACCUAGGUUUGCUGCUACAGGGAGGAUAAUAAAGUGUUUUUUAGUCAAAUAUAGCUUAGUAUAAAAUGAAUAGAUUUGCCAAGUUUGAUCAAUAUAUAUAUCUGAAAUAUAUAUAUGCUUGUAUAAACAAGCAAACUACAACAGUUUACUUUUUCUCCAUAAGAAUAAAAUGGGAAUUUAAAAAUUUAGGCUACAUUUUUUUCUCCGUAACCAAUAACCAUACAAAAACCGUGGGAACAUUAUAAAACAACCAUACAAAAACAAAAACAUACAACAACCAUACAAAAACAUUUCAAUAUCCUAAAUUAUUUGUUUUUAAAGCUCUUCAAAAUGAUCUUGCGAGAAAUUGGUAAAUUUUAUGUUUUGAGGGUAAAAAACAAGACCAUUUUUUACACCAUAAAUCCCACCAUAUAUACAACCCUGUUAUAAUGGACCAUUAUAACAGGGGACCGGACCGGUCAUGCGGGACUCGUUCAAAUAAACGUAGGUUUACUCGUUUGUACCAAAUUUCAUCGAAAUCGGAUAAUUGUUGCUCAAGUUAUCGUGCUAACGGUUAUAUAAAUGAAUUUGACCAGAUGGUGUUUUUUACCUCUGGGGACAUCAAAACAAAAAAGUAAAUCGGUCCCGGGUCAAGGUAUUACCAUGAUACCUACGGUAAUAGCUUAUUCCCUAUUCGCUAAAACAAUACUUUCUCCAUAUACUAUGUAUAAGGGGAGAAAGUAAAAAGAACAUUUACUUCAGAUGGAUUUCUGUCAAGAAGACCUAGAGUUUCAAUGCUGUCCAAUCACCUUUCAGUUAUUUGGUAACUUAAUACUGUAGACUUGUGGUUUGGAGCUAUAGGUCCACAUAUUUAAUGAAAAAAGAUAGAUCACGUUGGCAAGGGUGAAUUGUCUCUAUUUAGAUGACAAAGCCAUAAAAAUUAUCUUUUGUUUUUUAGCCGAUGAAAUUAAAUUACAUUUUAUAAACGCUAACAAAAGAAUGGUGUUUGCAGAUGAUAUAACACCUAAAAAAUCCCAAUAAGUUACAGAACUCUUUAUAAAUCAUUGCUUUACAUUGUCUACUACAAUUCAUUGUUUUCACGAGUAUAUUCAGUUUUCAAAAUUUAGGCGGUUUGAGGGAAAGCGGUUCCAUCCCCCCCCCCCCCACCUAACCCUAAUUUUAAAACAAAAGCUGGCAGCUAAAAAAGGUGGUGGGGAAACCCAUUAAACCUACCCCUUAGACUGCCAAAGUUUUGUGAACAGGUCAAUAGUAGGCCCAUACACAACAAAUUCAAACACUCUUAACUUAAUAACACUUUGUAAAAGUUGAAUUUUUCUUAGACACUCAAUUCAAUAAAUAUUUUCACGCCUUAAAGUGGUGUGUAUUUAUUUGAAGUUAGAUGUUUCCAUAGAUUAGACAAUCUUCUAGACGUUGUUAACUAAUGUUAUUGUAAAUAUCUAGUUGAGCGUUUUAUCAGACCAGUAGGCUUGAUAUCCCUAACUGGCAAGGCCUAGUCUAUACAGUAUUGUAAGAUUCCACUCUCAUUUCUAUAGUUCGUUAAUUGACAUUUACAAGUUCUUAUUGUAUUUACAGUGCAUAAUAAAUUAUAUUAUUUGGCAA
Messenger RNA from Macrosteles quadrilineatus (aster leafhopper), 8694 nucleotides. Its product is annotated as monocarboxylate transporter 12-like. The record is from RefSeq and is a predicted model, not a curated record. Gene Ontology annotation, biological process: transmembrane transport; monocarboxylic acid transport. The transcript is spliced from 9 exons. Lineage: Eukaryota; Metazoa; Arthropoda; Insecta; Hemiptera; Cicadellidae. Gene Ontology annotation, molecular function: monocarboxylic acid transmembrane transporter activity. Bases 492 to 2954 code for a protein of 820 amino acids.